AGUGUAACUAUAUUUACUGGUGUGAUGGCUAUAACAGAUUCCAUAACGCAAUCAAACGGAGCUAUGUACUGUAGCUGUGUGAUAGGUUAUGACCAAUACUGUACCACAAACAUGGAUAUAUUCAGAUGUGACCAUGAAGACAAAUAUGAUAUAACAGAAUAUAUUGUUAAACAAGCCCAAUUACCACAUGUUGAUAGACCAAUAACUGGCAGACGUAGAAGAGCUUUACCAGACACAACAACUACCUUAGUCCCAGAGAUUGGAACCAACAUGACAUUAACAGAGGAAGAAGCUGAAGAAAUAUGUAAUGAAUAUCUAAGCAACAGUACAGCUGUGUCAUCAUGUGAAAAUAUUACCCAAAUCACUAACUAUACCCAGAAUAUUGUUAACUGUAUCUAUGAUCUACACGCAACUGGUGAUGAAGGCUUUGCUACGUCACAUAUAGAUGAUAUUGUAAACCAGUGUGUGGCUGUAGCUAAAGCUGAUGCGGACCAAUAUACCAGGCCUAACCUGAAUGAAACUACACCAACACAGAAAAUACUAACUACUUUAUGUCCUGAAAAAUGUGGACAAAAUGGCCAUUGCGAAGCGGGAGUUUGUGUUUGUGAUGAUGGGUUCACUGGUGCAAUGUGUGAAGUGGGAAAAUCUACCAAACCAGAAAUUAUUCCAAUAUCUCCAGACAACGAACCAUGUGAUAUAAAUACUAGGAACUGUUCUGAAGUUGAUAUAAUGGGAAUUAACUUUGUGGAAUCUGCUGAUUUGUCUUGUCAUUAUCAGCCAGUCGUGGUCACAGAUAAAAUUGAAGUACGGGGUGCAUCUUCUACAAUGAAAGCUAAUUUUAUUAGUACAUACCAGAUUGGGUGUCCUUUACCUUACCCAGCAUCUAGUGCUUAUAUAGGUAUAAGUAAUGAUGGUCAUACAGUUAGUGAUGUUCGUUAUCUACAUCUAGUACAUGAUUCCAAGUGUUUUGAGUGUUUUAUUGAGGAUGUACAAAACGCCCACUGUAAUCGCAAGAAAGAGAUUUGUUAUAUUGAUGGAGUAUGUCAAGCAGCUGGACAACUUAAUCCUACACAAAAAUGUCAGAUAUGUGAUCCCGGUAAAUCUCAACUGCUGUGGUCCUCUAAUACAGUUUCAUUGUUUCUUCCAUAG
Patella vulgata (common limpet) is the source of this 1149-nucleotide messenger RNA. RefSeq names its product von Willebrand factor D and EGF domain-containing protein. The record is from RefSeq and is a predicted model, not a curated record. The coding region runs from base 25 to 1149 and encodes 374 amino acids. The transcript is spliced from 8 exons. Lineage: Eukaryota; Metazoa; Mollusca; Gastropoda; Patellidae.